This is a messenger RNA of Cantharellus anzutake, 2331 nucleotides long. RefSeq names its product transmembrane amino acid transporter protein-domain-containing protein. Lineage: Eukaryota; Fungi; Basidiomycota; Agaricomycetes; Cantharellales; Hydnaceae. The record is from RefSeq and is a predicted model, not a curated record. Bases 1 to 2331 code for a protein of 776 amino acids. The transcript has 10 exons. Gene Ontology annotation, molecular function: amino acid transmembrane transporter activity. Gene Ontology annotation, biological process: amino acid transmembrane transport.
AUGUCCAAUCCAGGCCCUUCAAAACCAACGUCUUCUCCAGUCGGGAUCCACUUUCCAGGGCGUCAGGAUGAUCGUCCAGUGGCGGGCCAGGCACAAUUCGCCUCUAAUGAUUCACAUGGCACGCCUGCGUCGUUUGGAACUCCACCUCCGAAUAUCCCACCACGUUUCGUGAGUGCCAGUUUGAGACCGAGUGUGAGCUCCUCGCCUCGAUUGGGGCCGGCGUUCGGCUCACCAUCUCGUGGAAGCCCUCUCGUGAGUGGCCGAGCAAGCCCUGCUGGACUCCCGGAGGUUCGUGAUGAACGCGGCCGUUCUGGGACCCCAAUUCCCAGAGAGUUGGAUGGGUUGCCAGAUGAGGAGAAGGCUCGUGUGCUGAGGAGGCAUUUGGUGUCCCGUGAGGAACGAGGUAGUCGUGCACCAUCUAUAACCCCAAAUGUAUCUGCGAGACAGGAUACGGGUGGUGUAAGCGCUGUGCCAGGAAGAUCCAAAACUUCUUCGCUCUACGAGAUGGAUGAUGAGGAGUUCCCAAUAACAUAUUCGCAUCCAGGUGCUGAUAUAACUCAUAACAUUUACAAGUGGCAAUCUGAUGCUCGUCGAGAAGCACUUCGCCGUACCCGUGCCACCUCUUUAAUCGCGCCAGCAAUAAAUGUCGAUUCAGCUUUUCAGCAUAUUCACGAACCGGGAGGAUUCAGGAGGAACUACCUUCUGUUGCGUGCAAAUGAACAAGGUAUAGAAGUGCCUCCCAUGUCGAACCACUUCAUCGAUUUCCUGUACCUCUUCGGCCAUUUUGGCGGAGAAGAUCUUGAGGAGGACGAAGAUGAAGAAAUGGAUGAAGAUUUCCUUACACCAAAGCCCCAUCCACUUUCCCCUGCUGAAGCAGGCUUGCGUGGUGUCCAAUCUGGACUAGCUCAACGGCCUUUCGAUGCGUCGAAGCCACACGAGCAUCGCCCUCUACUGCCUCGUGACACUUCCAGAAGCCUGAGCAGACUGAGAAGACGGCAGCGAUCAGCGAGUGGGAAGUACGGGGACGCGACUGUCACUCAGGCCGUUCUCAUGUUGCUCAAAUCAUUCAUCGGGACUGGAAUCCUUUUCCUCGGAAAGGCAUUCUAUAAUGGAGGGUUGUUAUUCUCCAUCCUCACUCUCACGUUUAUUGCUGCUAUCUCGCUCUACUCAUUCAUCCUACUGAUAAAGACCAAAUUCGUGGUAUCGGGAAGUUUCGGUGACCUCGGCGGGAUUCUCUACGGAAGGUGGUUGCGAGUUGCUAUCCUUACGUCUAUCGUGAUAUCACAACUCGGAUUCGUCUCUGCCUAUACCAUCUUCAUCGCGAGCAAUUUCCAAGCGGUAAUCAUGGCCGUUUCCAACUGUCGUCACUUCAUACCCAUGAAGUAUCUCAUUAUGGUGCAGGCGAUUGUUUUAUGCCCAUUGUCACUGGUCCGAAACCUUGCGAGGCUCUCAGUGACGGCCCUGAUUGCUGAUGCAUUCAUCUUGGUUGGAUUGAUUUACAUCGGAUCAAAUGAGGUUGCGGUAAUAGCUGAGCGUGGAAUUGCCGACGUUGCUAUGUUCAAUCCUAAGGACUUCCCGCUCCUUAUUGGGACUUCUGUCUUCGCUUUCGAAGGUAUCGGAUUGGUCAGUUGCUCCAUCAUCCCCCGUAAGAGUACGGGUGAUGACGUUCAUCAGGUUGUCCCGAUCACUGAUUCGAUGAGGGAACCUCGAAAGUUUCCAGCGGUUCUGAGCGGAGUGAUGAUUUUUCUCCUAUUCUUAUUUGGCGGUGCUGGCGUCCUUUCAUAUGCGGCUUAUGGGUCGUCUGUCCAAACAGUUAUACUAGUCAAUCUACCACAAGAUCAAAAGUUUGUUCAAGUUGUUCAAUUCCUUUACGCAUCGGCGAUUCUUUUAUCUGUCCCAUUACAACUUUUCCCCGCCGUGCGUAUUAUGGAGAAUUGGCUCUUCACUAAGAGCGGGAAAACAAGCUUGAGGGUUAAGUGGAGGAAGAACGUUUUUAGAUUUGCCACUGUUUUCGGCUGUUAUGUCGUUGCAUGGCUUGGUGCCGCCGAUUUGGAUAAAUUCGUCAGCUUUAUUGGAUCCAUUCCAUUAUGCUAUGUGUACCCUGCAAUGUUACAUUACAAGGCGUGCGCUCGCACAAGGUGGGCCAGGGCAGGGGAUAUUGCUCUUCUGGUAUUUGGAUUGGUAGCUACCGUGUUCACGACUUGGCAGACUAUUCACCUAAUGAUGGAGCCUGCACAUGGAGAAGAUCCUCAAAUCAGAUACUGCCAACCCGCAUCCCCUGGGGAUUCUACUCCACUUCGGUUACUUUUUGAACGUUUGGGGAUUGUGUAA